Messenger RNA from Patella vulgata (common limpet), 5023 nucleotides. RefSeq names its product protein naked cuticle homolog 1. Bases 253 to 1701 code for a protein of 482 amino acids. The transcript is spliced from 7 exons. Gene Ontology annotation, biological process: negative regulation of Wnt signaling pathway. Gene Ontology annotation, molecular function: calcium ion binding. Lineage: Eukaryota; Metazoa; Mollusca; Gastropoda; Patellidae. Gene Ontology annotation, cellular component: cytoplasm. The record is from RefSeq and is a predicted model, not a curated record.
UGAUGUUGAAGACUCCUUCGCUACCCUUUGAUUCACAAUGGACUAGUCAGGAUGUCAAUCAUUGCGGUUAGUGAGUUAGCCACGCCCCCCAUGAGAGAGAGAAUGUGAAAUAAAUGUGUAAAGUGUAUCGAAGUAAGCCUUGGAAGUUCUUGUUACCUCAAAAAACUUGGAUAUUUAGGAGUAUGUUUUUGUUUCAAGAUAUGUACAUUGUGAGUGCUUAAUAUUGAUGGAAACUGGGGAGUCGUAAAAAAGAUGGGAAAAUUGCAAAGCAAGCAUGCAGAAUGUAUUUUUGUGAAUGCUCAUUUAAACAAGGCACUUGAAGCCCAGAUCUGGAAGCAGAAAACUGGAUGUAAUUUGGCUAAUUAUAACAUGGAUGAUACCAUAUCGGAAUUAUCCAUAUGCGUAGCUGACAAAGAAGAUGGAUCCCCAUUACGUGUUGACCUUCCACCACAGAAGUUAUUAGAUACUGAUACGUCCCGAGUGUUAAAAUUAGAUCAGGGUGAAGAUGAAGAAAAGAAAGAAAACAUGGACGAAGGAACAGUGGAACAGAAGUUGAAUAUUGAGGAGUUUGAAUGUGGCGUUCAUUUUGAGGGAACGGAAUCAUCCAAACAAGAAUGGUCUUUUACGUUGUAUGAUUUUGAUGGUCAUGGGAAGAUCACGAAAGAGGACUUGGCCAGUUUAUUAAAAGCUCUGUAUGAUGCAGUCGGGUCCUCCAUAAAGCUUCCACAUAACGGCACCAAAACAUUGAAGCUACGACUAACAGUUGGUCAAGAUAACGCUCAACUUCACAGCGCCAGAAUCUCUUCUGCUAAAUCCAAAGAUAGUCCGAAAGUCAAAGACGGCAAAACCAAAGAAACAAUAAAAGCGAAAGAUUUCGCCAAGUUGAAUAAUUUGACGACUCAGCAGUUAAACGUAAAAUGUAACAAUGAGAAGCAGACGCCGAAUGGCAAGACACGAAAUCAGUUGAGUCUUGAGGAUCAACAGCAAUUAGCAGAAUUAGUUCAAGAGAACAUGGAGAGAAAUCACAUUAAACAACUCAGAAGACAUCACAGUGAUUGUCGAAACACAGAAGGGUCACAUCACAAACGUCGCCAUAGGAACCGUCUUCCUCAGAUAGUUGAUGAAACACCCAAAGAGAGUCAAGAUAGAAGAAAUUAUUAUUUGGAUUUAGCAGGCAUUGAAAAUAAUGCGACUGAGUUUCAAAAUACUCCUUCAAUGCCAACAGCAGGAUCAGGAGUGGUGCAUCUUGGGAAUGGCCACCACAGGUCAAGGUCUCAUGAUGUUACGACUCAGAAGUAUGAUAACGCCAAACGUGAAUCUGAUAGAUUGUGUAAACAAAUUGACAGUCCGAAAUUGGACCACAAAUCAAGGUCGCAUGAAAUAAAGGAAGAACCAACGGAAAAACGCUCCCCGAAAGGACAUAAAAAUGUUACCUCAGUGACCUCUCCUCAGAAACACGGAAAGUAUCGACCUGUUAGUCUACCCGCUCACGUACCAAACACAGUUUCUCCUCACUAUCACCGUCGACAUCGUCAUCGGGAAAAGAAUCACGACAUGGCGAUGCAACAAGUUGCGGAAUGGAUCGAACGCGAGCAUACAUGGGAUGUGGAUGGAGAAAAAAUUGUGAUACAGCGUCACGAGCAUCAUCAUGUUCAUGAACAUCAUCAUCAUCAUCAUUAUCAUCACUAUUAUGAGGCAUAAUGAUAUACUAAUGGCGGGUAUUGGUGAUGGUGAUAUGUUGGUUCAAUGCAAUUAGUGAUGAUUCAUAAUGCAAAUUCAAACACAAACUCACUUUAAUUAAUUCAAGUCAAAUUAUAAAGUUGUAAAUAUAAUUGUUAAUAUUCUAUAAACUUUAGUAUUUAUUACAAGUCAGACAUCUUUAAUAAAUACCAUUUAUUGGACUGUAAAUAAAAUGAAAGUAAAACUCAAUUUAAACUGGGAAGAACAAUUAAUGCACAUUUGAGGUGUUGUUUUUGCUGCGGUGUAUUAUUUUACAAUUAAGUUCCAUUGACACUUUGUGAAUUGUGGAGUCAGAAGACCAAGCAAAGAAACUACUCAAAUAGACUGAAUGUGCGACAAAGAGGAUUCCUCUACUUCUGAGAUUAUUGUCCGUGAUAUUUUGUGGUUCCAGAAUUUGGUUACACUCAAACUAUUUUCACUCGAAAAAAAAUGUAUUAAUCUUUUUUAAGGAUUUUGUGUUUUGACGAGAUAUUUGAACUGUGCAACUACGCUAAAGAAAUUUGUAGUGUAUUGAACAACAAUCAUUUCUGACAAUCGGAAAAAAAGCAGUGAAGAAAUAGAUUUUUGUUUUACGCAAAAGAAAAGAAAAAAAAAUAUCACUCAAAGAAAUCCUGAUAUCUUUUAUAUUUCAAAUUGAAACAAACAGAUAUCAACAAAAGACAUUUCAACAUGAUGGAUCACUGCCUUUCUCUGAUUGGCUAGUUUAAAAAGUGACCUUUGACAUUUGUUAUGCCUAGCAACUAGGCAAGGACAUUAUUAAUCUACCUCCUUAAUAUGGGCCUAAUUUUAGAAUUUGUUUCCUCACACUUGCCGCUAUAUUGUACAGUGAUAUAAGUUAAGAUUUAUUUUGUAUAUUAAGUUCCUUGUUGUAAAUUAGAUAUAUUUAAGGGCACGAUGAUUGAUGAAAAUGGAGAAUUUAAAUCGUCGUUGUAUGCUGUGUAAUUUUGAGAUACUGUUACUGUUUAAUAAUAUUAGAUGUUUACUGUCUGAUACAGUAUUCAACCGUUAAAUAUCGCAAUCACUCUGGUGUCGUAAACGAAAUUAGAUUUUUAUUCUUCCAGACAGAUUUAUAUUUUCGGAGUACAGAUGGAAUUUUGGUUCAAAAACCUAAUAGUUUGGACAAUAGUUUUAAAUAUUGGAAUCGAAAAUAGAUUUUUAUGCUUCCAGCCAGAUAUGGCUUUGGCAAUAGUUUUAAGUUGUAUGCUUUUUACCAAUAUUGAUAGUUAAUGAUUGUUGAAAAGGCUGGUUAAAGUUCAAUAUUUCAUGGAAUAGCUUCUCAUAAGGUGUAGACCGCCAUAUUGAUUUGAUAUGUAGGUAAAUUUACAAGGUUCUAAUGAUAUUACCAUAGCGAUAUGGUACAUAUCCCCAUAAGUUCUAAUGAUAUUACCAUAGCGAUAUGGUACAUGGCCCCAUAGGUUUAGAGCGCUAUGGAAACCAGCUCCAUGUAAACAAGAAGGACAACAUUCAGGCCUAUCACAGACAUUAGUAGUACCGGACAAACUGUCAUGAACGAACAAGUACCUGACUUUUUUAACUUUUUGCGGGACAUUCCUCAAAAAUAUCAAUAAGACAAAUCAGUGCCGAACAAAAUGACAGACACCAGAAAGAUUGUGCUUGAUCCAACCUUAAUUUGUACCUGACAAUGUCUAUGACAGGUGCCUUAUUUUCAGGCUUGGCAAUAUUAGGAUUUAUUUCAUAAACAGUUUAUAAUAAGAGAGUGUACAGAGAUUGAAAUAAGAUAAUGUACCUAGUCAUACUAUAUAUAUAUUGUAAAUAAUUCUCUAAAAAGAUUCAAUAUUAUUCUAUAGUACUUCAUGUAUGUCUUGAAUGAAUAUAACACGAUGCACAGUUAAUGUUACAUUUAAACGAAAUCCAUAUUUGACUGAGAUUUUAAUUUAUAGUGCGAUGCACAUGGCGAGGUAUACCGGUACUAGCUCGUUAAAAGAAAAAGAUUUUAGAUACAGUGAUAUGCACAAAGCAGGUGUGUACUUGCUCUUUAUUGAAAAUUGAAUACCAUAUCCAUAGCAAUUUUUGUGUAUUUUAGUGUAUACUGACCUUGCUGUAAAGACAGUGAUCACUCGCGGUCACUUUUAAAACUCGGUAUGAAAAGUAGGAAAGCUGCCAUUCACUCACCAUGGCCAUAGUACAGAUCACUGAGUUAUUAGUAUACAUACUGAACACUUUGUAAGCUAUGACGCAUGUCUAUUUAUAUUCAAAUAAAAUCUUGGAAGCGUGAUCCAUCGGUGGCUAUUUAUUUUCUCCCAGCAAGGUCAAAUACAUGUAUUAUCGGCCAAUGUGUCAUAUUUUGCUAAUUGCAAUUGCAUCCAAUUCAAAUAAUAUUUCACUUCAAUUACACAUUCUAAUUUUAAGUAGCUAAUACUUAUUCCAGUGAUGGUAAGACUGUUUAAGUGUUUUUCCAAGAAGCAAUAUAAAAUUAUCAAAUCGAGGGAUACGAAAAUAUCCAAGCCAUGAUAUACACAUACAGCUGACAAAUUAAAGAUCUGAGAAUUGUAUGGAUUUCCUUUAAUUGCGAUAAAACGUUUAUCGAUAUAUAUUAAAGACUUUUGGCUCAAUGUAAGAAUGGUCAAGAAGGCUGUUAUGAGAGAUAUAAAUUAUUCCGACUGCCAUUUUUGUACCAUUGAAUGAGAUUAUUUGUGUUACUAUGGUUACGCACUAUUUGUUUUGAAUUUCUACCUAAGAAUGUAUCAUGUUUGAGAAUUAUAAGUACACAUGUAGGUAUGCUUGGGUUUGUCCAUUGUUCUAUUAAGAUUGAAAACAUUUGCAAGACUUUUUUUUGUUGUCAAAACUAUUUGACAAGAAGGUCUUACGAUUAGUUUCAGAAAUUAAUUUUACAAUUGUUAUAUUUAUUUCAACUUUUGUGCAAAUUACCAUUGUAUAAAUUUGUAUUUUAAAACAAUUACUAUUAAGAUGGCUAAUAAAGAUUUGUUAAUGUUUAUUCCCUAGAAAUUGGGAACAGAAUCACUUCGCUUUAUUUAGAAAUUUUGAAUGGUUUAAUUUUAAGAAUUAUGUGAAUUUUCAAGCAGAAUAAUUUUAAAACAGAAUAAUUUUAAAUUUCUUAUUAAUUAAGAACCUAUUCCAUUAUUUUUAUGAAGGCGAUCGCCUAAAUUGUAAUUUUAUUGAAAUAUUUUUUCUCUUGUUUUUGAUGAGUUUUUGUGAGUUGUGAGUGGUUGAAAUGUUUAUUCUAUUUAAUUCUGUGUUUUGUGAUGUCAACCUCAGUAUCUUAACACUGCAAGACUCAAAUAAACCUAUAAAUUAAUACAAA